This is a messenger RNA of Aspergillus oryzae RIB40, 1458 nucleotides long. RefSeq lists its product as uncharacterized. The coding region runs from base 1 to 1458 and encodes 485 amino acids. The transcript has a single exon. The record is from RefSeq and is a predicted model, not a curated record. NCBI's taxonomy places the organism in Eukaryota, Fungi, Ascomycota, Eurotiomycetes, Eurotiales, Aspergillaceae.
AUGCGCCAAUGGGGGUCGUCGCUGCAUCAUAAUGGCAUGUCCUUCUUUCUGGCCACCGUGCCCAAAGGAACGCAACUGUACCACGGAAAUUCCUCCCCAGACCCAGUGAACGGAACAGAAUGGUUAGCCUUCGAGCCUGAACAUGCUAUGGUCUUCGCAAGACCCCAUCAUGGCCCUCCUCCAGGCAAAGGUCCACACAAGCGGUCCCAACUGCCGCUCAAGUUGGGGCCCAAGGAAUCAGGAGAAGGCCAGGAUAAGGAUCAGGAUAAGCCAGGAUUUCUCCAUACAUACACGGCCGCAAAGGACUUGCGACUAUUGUACCUCGAUGGAAUGUCGGCUGCCAAAACAGAAAACGGAACACUCGACUCUCAGGAUCGGAUCUUGCUUCGCGAUGCACUCGAGGGCAGGCCUGGGAUGCUGGAAGGCGAACGGGCGGAACUGAUUUGCCGCAUGGCUCGGGACAAUUACCAAGGCCGUCUGGAUGGUGUCAUCCGUAUGGAGGCCGGGUUUGAGAUAAUUCUUUGUGAUUUCGCUAGGGACCUCAAUGAGAUUCGGGUCAGUCAAGUGAAGUCUGAUAGAAUGGGUCCUGGCCCGCGUGGUGGUAAGGGCAAGGGCGGCCCUGAUGGGGGCAUGCUCUGGUACAAAGCCAUCGCAGCACGGUACAAUGGAAUUGGGAGCAACAGGGUUAUCCUCAACUAUGACAACUUUGUCACAGCGUACGUCUACGGCUUGGAUUUGUUUCGUUCGUCGGGUAGUAACAGCAACUUACUGCCGCGACUGAAUCAUCUCUUUGCCGACGAGCUGGGUCCGAUUCGGAACGAUCUGGACCAUCUCAUUUUGAACCAAGAUCCCAGCGAUGCCUCAUUUAACUGGCAAGGAGUUGCAGAUAUGGUGGUGCAGCGAUACGCGCAUGAGCUGAGGUACCUGGCCUCUGGACAGCUCUCAACGCUACAGGCGCUUCACGAGGAAAUUGAAAACAGCCUCGGUCCUUUCGUCGACUAUAGCGAUCGCAAUGCAGCUCUGGAGGCCGACAGAUGCAGUAUGCAGUUUGUACCUGCAGGGGCUCCCUCAGGUGGACUAGCCAGCGGUGCCGUCCGAUCCGUUACUCGCAGUAUCUGUUCGACGAUGAUCGAGGCCUGGAAUCAAACAGACUACGACACAGCGGUCGCUCAACUUCAGAGUUUGAUUGAUUACUUGUCCUGGACCACAUGGAAGGAAUGUAAGGGAUGUGCCGACAACGAAGUUUGCGUGAUUCCGAUUUGGCCGAUGGGAACCGUAGAGGACUACGAGCACCCGCAGUGUCGAGAUGCGUCGAGACCGAAUGGCCAGGGGCGACGCUACUGGGGUGGUAGACCCGGAGGUCCCGGAGGACCUGGAGGCCCAGAAGGUCCAGAUGGAUUCCGACACUCAAGUUGGCUACAAAGAAUACUACACUACCUGCAGGAGAUAAUUCGAUAA